GGAGAGACUGAGUUAUGCCAGCGGCGCUACAUGUACCGAACAAGCAUGCCGAGCGUGCACCGUUCGAGGAUGCUGGCGUCGGACCGUGCGGCGCCGGACAACGACAACAUCCGCCUCUGCUCUAUGCUACUGGCAUCGGUCGUGUCGCUGUUGCUCCUCUGCGGGGCCCUCUCCGUGGUCUCCAGCACUAGUGCCCUCGCCGUCACCAUGGUCUACGUCAUUGUCGGCCCGGCGGCGAUCAUGCUUAUGCUCGUCUUCCUCGGCUGUCUUGUCGCGUCGGGGACCCGGGCUCUGGCCGUGGAGCUGGAGCCGCAGCCUCAAGCGCCCGCAGAGGCAGCUCCCGCGCGCCUGGCGCGACGCCUUUGCGCGUGCGGGCUGUCUGACGUGGCGGACGUCGCUACGAUGCCAGCGUUCCCGUUUCAGCCGGCCCAGCCCGUGGCGGCGAGCGAGGGCGAGCGGCAACCACCUCGCCGGAGCGGCGUGCUGUGCGCGGUGUGCCUCGAGGACGUGCGGGCCGGCGAGAUUGUGCGGCAACUUCCCGCGUGCCGGCACCUGUUCCACGUCGAAUGCAUCGACGUGUGGCUGCGCUCGCACCGAACCUGCCCGCUCUGCCGCUGCGAGCUCCCGCGGCGGAAGGCAACCGCUCAGCAGACCGUGGCCGUCACGCUGGCCACGCCGGAAGCGGCGCCGUUGCCGCCUGUUUGAGUCUCAUUAAGGGCCUCUUUGGUUCUCGUAGCUAACUACCAGUCCCGGUCGUAUGAUUUUGAGGGCCCCCGGCAAAUUGAUCGUG
Zea mays is the source of this 790-nucleotide messenger RNA. Its product is annotated as RING-H2 finger protein ATL80. Lineage: Eukaryota; Viridiplantae; Streptophyta; Magnoliopsida; Poales; Poaceae. The record is from RefSeq and is a predicted model, not a curated record. The transcript has a single exon. Bases 31 to 705 code for a protein of 224 amino acids.